Arabidopsis lyrata subsp. lyrata is the source of this 791-nucleotide messenger RNA. Its product is annotated as NAD(P)H-quinone oxidoreductase subunit L, chloroplastic. Gene Ontology annotation, molecular function: oxidoreductase activity, acting on NAD(P)H, quinone or similar compound as acceptor. NCBI's taxonomy places the organism in Eukaryota, Viridiplantae, Streptophyta, Magnoliopsida, Brassicales, Brassicaceae. The coding region runs from base 66 to 641 and encodes 191 amino acids. The transcript has 5 exons. The record is from RefSeq and is a predicted model, not a curated record.
ACCAAUCUCAAGAGAUAAGGAAACUUCACAACCCAAAGAAAAAAAGAACAGACAGAAACAUAGAGAUGAGCCGUUGCGGCUCUCUUGGGCUCUAUGCCCCAAAUGCUUUGCCAUCUCUCUCCUUGAAGCCUCGCAGUGUGAAAUCUCCUCUCUGUGUUACAUCUUACUCCAAACCAAACGAUACUCUUCUUCAUAAUGUUGCCAAGAUUAGAGCAAAGGCCGGUGAUUUAUUUGGAGCAAAGAAGACAGUUUUGGCAGCUCAACUCGGGGCAGUUCUUGCCACGAUUGAUCAUCCGGCGUUGGCAAUAACAGGAGUCAACAACCAGCAGGAAUUGAGCAGUGUUGUGCUCGAUAUCGGGAUCAUAUCCGUUUGGUACUUCCUCGUAAUGCCACCAAUCAUCAUGAAUUGGCUGAGAGUAAGAUGGUACAGAAGGAAGUUCUUCGAGAUGUAUUUACAGUUCAUGUUCGUCUUCAUGUUCUUCCCCGGGCUACUGUUAUGGGCACCAUUUCUCAACUUCAGAAAGUUCCCAAGAGAUCCAUCUAUGAAGAAUCCUUGGGACAAACCAACAGACCCAGACUCUAUUAAGAACAACUACCUCAAAUACCCAUUCGCAACGCCAGAAGAUUACGAUCUCGAUUAACCGAUAGAUUCACAAGUUUGUUUCAUAUCUUGGGACUGUAUGUAUAUACUCUGGAUUCACAUGAACACAAUGUAAUGACUUGUGCAUACAGUUAUGUUCAAGAUAAAACAAAAUCAAAACAUAUAAUAAACAGAAAUAACUUUAUUGUCA